CGAGAAUUUAGAAGAAAUUGGUCAGAAAUUUUGUAAAAAUAAGUCCUCCUUCUUUUUUCAAUGACAGUCUCGGAGAUCAUGUGAUUUCCGGUUUAGAAUAAUGAUUCAUAUCUCUGAUUUAAACAACAAAGAGUUUCAUCUGUGAAUUAUUAGGAUAAUUGAGAAUUUAUAACAUAUUGUAAUUCAUAUAUUUAGGAUGAAAAACUGAACAUAAGAACAAAAAUUACCAAGCAAACUGAGGUCACGUGAUUUGUUCAGUAAAAAACAAAAUGGUGGACCGACUUGUAAACAGUGAGGCCAAUGCUAGGCGAAUAAACCUGGUAGAACAGGCAUUUGGGACCUCAGGACAGUCAUUGGUUCAGACAGGACGUGUGCUCGUUGGGGAAGGGGUUCUUACUAAAAUGUGCAGGAAGGGAACUAAACCAAGGCAAUUCUUCUUAUUUAAUGAUGUUUUAGUCUAUGGCAAUAUUGUGAUAGCCAAAAAGAAGUAUAACAAGCAGCACAUAAUUCCCCUAGAAGAUGUAACCCUCACCCCAGUGGAUGAUGAAGGCAAUUUACGUAAUGGUUGGCAGAUCAAGAGUCCGUUCAAGUCAUUCACAGUCUAUGCUGCUACAGCCACUGAGAAAACUGAAUGGAUGGCCCACAUAAACAAAUGUGUGCAAGACCUUCUCACUAAAAGAGGCAAGGCCAAGUCAGAUAUGGAGGAUUCUCCAGUGUGGGUACCUGACAAACAAGCCACACACUGUAUGCACUGCAAGAAAUCUGAGUUCACUGUGCUCAAUAGGAGGCAUCACUGUAGGAAGUGUGGAAUGGUUGCAUGUAGCAACUGUACUAGUAAAAAAUGGCUGUUUCCCCAACAGUCAUCCAAGCCUCUACGUAUUUGCCUCACCUGCUAUGACCAACUUGCUAAUGCUCCCAAUGCUGAGCAAGAAAAAGCUGCCCAAGCCCCUGCUGGCCAGAAUUAUGAUUCUGAUUCCUCUGAUGACGAAGAUGAUGACGUACCUAAUGAUGCAGAAAAUAGUGAUCAGCCAACCUUUUAUGAAAACAAAAAUCACGGAGCUACAAAAACGUGAUUGGACAGGAACAAGCAUUUAUAGGCAAGAUGAAAUCAUAUUUUAAUACAAGGCCAUCAUGUAUAAAUGAAGAACAUAUUUUGUUAAACAGUUGUACAUAAAAUAGUUAAUAACAUGGCCACUAUUAACAUAAGAGGUUGGGCAGUAAUAUAUUUAAGGAAGCAUAAACAUAAAUGCCUGCUAGAAAAUUGACAUUUACGUUAGAGGUGGAUAAUGCUGAUUCAAUGAAUAAAUGUUUAGAAUUUAAUGUAAAAUAAGGACAGAUGUACCAAUGUUAAAUAUUACAAACAGUUUAUUGAAUUGUUGCUGAAAUAUACAAUCUUUAUCGCUUAUUUAUGCAAUUAUUUUAUUGAUAUUGUUACAUAGAGAUUUGAUAUGUGUAAUGC
This is a messenger RNA of Owenia fusiformis, 1459 nucleotides long. NCBI's taxonomy places the organism in Eukaryota, Metazoa, Annelida, Polychaeta, Sabellida, Oweniidae. The record is from the annotation of a GenBank genome assembly.